UUGCUGAGCAGCAGCCAGUUGUGUUACUCCCCUCACCGAGCUCGGUCACUCUCGUCCUCUGAUCUGACUCUUAUUCACUCUGAGGCUCACAGGACAGAACAAACCUUUCCUCUCCUCCUCUACCUCCAGUCUUGUGUCUGACAGGAUUUCUUCUUUUUCUUUUACACCUAUCUACCUUUUGUCUCUCUGCCGGUUCCUUGGGCAUUAGUGGGGUGCCGGUGUGUGUGUGUGUGUGCGUGUGCGUGUGGGUGAGGGUGUGUGUGUGUGUCUGAGGGUUUCAGCAUGGAAGCAGUGGCACUGUACACAUUUCGUGCCACUGAGAGUGAUGAACUCAGUUUUAACAAGGGAGACAUGCUCAGGAUCACCAACAUGGAAGAUGAUCCUAACUGGUACACAGCUGAGCUCCACAACAGGAAAGGCUUUGUGCCAAAAAACUACAUCAACCUGAGGCCACAUGCAUGGUUCGCAGGGCGAAUAUCUCGCGGCGUGGCAGAGAGUCGGCUGAGACACAGAGAGUGUGGAGCCUUCCUCGUCAGGGAGAGUGAAAGCGCUCCUGGAGAGUUUUCAAUGUCUGUCAGUUACGGGGACCACGUUCAGCACUUCAAGGUGCUGCAGGACCGCUGCAGUCAGUACUACGUGUGGGACGAGGCCUUCUCCUCCCUCAACGAGCUGGUGGAGUUUUACCACAGCAACAGCAUCGCUAAGGAGAGGACAGUGUUUCUCAGAGACCCCGAGCAAUUCGCCAGGCGUCCCCAUCACGCCCAUGCUCUCUUCGACUUCAACCCCCACCACCCGUCGCAGCUGCGCUUGGUGCGUGGAGAUGUCAUCGAACUCGUUGACUGCUCUGACUCGGUACGUUGGAGGGGUCGCUGUCACGGACGAGUGGGCUACUUCCCCCCCGAGUACGUCCAGCCCAUUUAUCAAUACCAGUGACCCCAUAUGAUGACAAAGACACGGCCAUUACCCGAGGGUUUGUCCACCAGGCAUCGCGACCCCAAACUUCCACCCCGUAAAAAACAAACACUGCUCUCCUUCUCCACGGCUUCCCACUGACCUCUGGAGUGAAUGACUGACUGAGGCUUUAAUGAACUGAUUCCUCUUAUGUCCAGGUCAUCUCAGCUUUCACUCUCUUCCGCUUGAUUCUUCAUCUCAACGAUAAAAGUGACAGUCAAAAACGCACAUGAUCCCAGGCGUAAUUAUUCCUUUUAUCUUUACAAGAGUUGGUGAACCCUUGCCAAGGUGACAAGUGAAGGCCCCGAGGAAGUUUUUCCCUCUGCAGAUUUUCUCCAGUAUCCUUCAGAAGGACAUCCAGUGAAGAGCAGCAACUCUGAGGUUGAUUAUUUGUAAGGAACAUCUGGAGAUGACGACAAACAAACCUGUCGACUUCAAAGGCCAUUGUAUGAGAAGAUUGUCUGUUACAGGGAGUUUAGAUGCAAAUCUGACUGAGUUUUGCAUCUAAACUCAGAUGUGUGUGGGCAUGUAUGGUAUGUCUUGUAGAGAGUUGAUUAUGAACCACUAAAGGAAGUUCUCCGUAGUGCAGUGAGGACUCGGUUAUGAUACAGUAUUGAAAAUACACUGCUUAAAAUGUAAUGAGCUUAUUUUGUUCACCGUCCAUUUCUGUACAUGUAUUUAUUCCUACUCAUAUGUGUUCUAUAAAAAAGCAUAUAUUGUAAAUAGAAUUAUUCAUUACCGGAAGGAAACAUUUGACAACAUUUACAAUAUGAACUUGGGCUGAAAUCAAUUAAACAAAUUGAUACAUUUACAUCUUUGAACCUGUUCUCUUAGCAUAAGAUAAAUAAAAGAAAAUAUUAGUCCUCA
Molecule: messenger RNA, 1818 nt
Organism: Xiphophorus hellerii (green swordtail)
Lineage: Eukaryota; Metazoa; Chordata; Actinopteri; Cyprinodontiformes; Poeciliidae
Gene: grapa
Product: GRB2 related adaptor protein a
Exons: 5
Coding region: 283-933 (216 amino acids)
Molecular function (GO): protein binding
Source: RefSeq, a predicted model, not a curated record